AUGUCAAGCAGUACACUUCUUGUCCCGUUUAACGGGGCUGUAAAGUUUUCACCAUGGGAAGCCUUCGACAAAGUUUGGACGUCAGUAGCAGGAUAUCCUGCUGAAGACUUCAAGUUUGUUCCUGGAGAGACUCCAAUGGCUACACUAGAGGAAACUCUUGGCAUGGUCGUACUUUACUAUGCAGUGAUCUUUGGAGGUCAAGCAUGGAUGAAAAACCGUCCAGCAUACAAACUGAAUGGCUUGUUUAUGGCACACAACUUGAUGUUAACUGUUGUUAGCGCUUCAUUGCUUGUUUUGUUUGCACAACAGCUCAUCCCAAGUAUCUGGAAACAUGGCCUGUUUGAUGGUAUCUGCGGUGGAAGCGGAUGGACCAAGCCAUUGGUAACUCUAUACUAUUUGAACUACAUCACAAAAUACGUCGAGUUACUUGAUACUGUGUUCCUGUUCCUCAAGAAGAAGCCUUUGACUUUUCUUCACUGCUACCACCACCCAGCAACAGCACUUUUGUGCUACACUCAACUUGUUGGACAUACCCCGGUAUCUUGGGUUCCGAUCACUUUGAAUCUGUUCGUUCACGUUGUCAUGUACUGGUACUACUUCCAGAGUGCACGUGGAAUUCGUAUCACUUGGAAGGAGUGGAUUACCCGCCUUCAAAUUAUCCAAUUCGUCAUUGAUCUUGUAGCUGUCUAUUUUGCCUCGUGGAACUACUGGACUAGUACCUAUCACAAGUCUCUUCCCCACGUUGGAACAUGUGCGGGUGAACCAUACGCUGCUGUCGCUGGUUGCACAAUUCUCAGCUCAUAUCUUGUUCUCUUCAUCUCUUUCUACAUUGCUACGUACAAAAAGACCCCAGUCAAGAGAACCACAAUCAAAUCUCAAGAUGUGAAGAGUGGAGGAAAAUCAUAA
This is a messenger RNA of Sclerotinia sclerotiorum 1980 UF-70, 906 nucleotides long. RefSeq lists its product as hypothetical. Gene Ontology annotation, cellular component: endoplasmic reticulum membrane. NCBI's taxonomy places the organism in Eukaryota, Fungi, Ascomycota, Leotiomycetes, Helotiales, Sclerotiniaceae. Gene Ontology annotation, biological process: very long-chain fatty acid biosynthetic process; fatty acid elongation, polyunsaturated fatty acid; fatty acid elongation, monounsaturated fatty acid. The record is from RefSeq and is a predicted model, not a curated record. The transcript has 4 exons. Bases 1 to 906 code for a protein of 301 amino acids. Gene Ontology annotation, molecular function: fatty acid elongase activity.